Anopheles coustani is the source of this 1717-nucleotide messenger RNA. Its product is annotated as serine/threonine-protein phosphatase PP1-beta catalytic subunit. Gene Ontology annotation, cellular component: nucleus; cytoplasm. NCBI's taxonomy places the organism in Eukaryota, Metazoa, Arthropoda, Insecta, Diptera, Culicidae. Gene Ontology annotation, molecular function: protein serine/threonine phosphatase activity. The record is from RefSeq and is a predicted model, not a curated record. The coding region runs from base 632 to 1699 and encodes 355 amino acids. The transcript has 8 exons.
GACAGCAGAAAAGUGUUUUUCGAGUGAAAAUAGAAUUCGCCGGAGAAAAAUAGCGUUCGGCCAUUGCAUCGCGUACCGAAAAACGAGUCCUACGGACUCGAUCAGCCUGCGUCUUGCGGAGUAUUCCGAGUGAAAAAGGAUUCUGUGCAAUCUAGCUGAAAAAUUAGAAAGUGAAUCAUCGUAGUGCAGAGAACAGAAAAUAGUAGCCGGUGCGUUUUAGUGACAUCAAGUUGCCGUGUGGAGUUCAAGUUCUGUUUUCUGUUCCAUUCGUUUGCUUUCGACUACGCGGUGGUGUGAAAAGUUUCAAGUGAUUGCUAGUAAAUUUAAUUUGCACCCAAACCGAGAAAUAAACGGCAUACGUGAUGCAAUAUGAAUAGCGAGUGUGGUUGCAGUGAGCUUUUCAAUACGCAAAUGUUGAGCAAUUGUCGCAUCUAGUAGCCGACUGCAGACUGACUGCUUAUCGGUAGCAAAGACGUGUAAAGGAACGGUGUUCAACCUUAGCGCUGGUUCCCGGAAAACUCUCAUCAGUAAGGAGGCUCGUUCAGCGCAAGUCGCACUCGUUCGUUCUGUUCAACCCGGAUUCGAACUUUAGCUCCCGCAAGGACACCAUCCCGAGACGGCGCCCGUAAAAAUGGUGGAUCACGUACUGGAUGUGGACAAUCUGAUCCAGCGGCUCCUGGAAGCUCACAAACUGCAACAGCAGCAGGCACAGGAAUCGCGCAAGAAGGGCAAACUGAAAGAGAUAUUCUCGCACGACUUUAUGGUUCGAGGAUGCCGUCCAGGAAAAUCGGUACCCAUGCCGGAAGAGGAAAUCCGAGCGCUUUGCUUAAAAUCUCGUGAAAUAUUCCUACAGCAGCCAAUUCUGCUGGAACUAGAGGCUCCACUUAAAAUAUGCGGUGAUAUUCACGGCCAGUAUACAGAUCUGCUGCGGCUGUUCGAGUACGGCGGCUUCCCACCGGAGGCCAACUAUCUGUUCCUGGGGGAUUACGUCGAUCGGGGCAAGCAGUCGCUGGAAACGAUCUGCCUACUUCUAGCAUACAAAAUCAAGUAUCCGGAGAAUUUUUUCCUUCUGCGCGGAAAUCACGAGUGUGCCAGUAUUAAUAGGAUAUACGGUUUCUACGAUGAGUGCAAGCGGCGGUACAAUGUGAAGCUGUGGAAAACAUUCACCGAUUGUUUCAAUUGCCUGCCCAUCGCUGCCAUCAUUGAUGAGAAAAUAUUCUGCUGUCACGGUGGCUUAAGCCCGGAUCUGAACCAUAUGGAACAAAUUAAACGCAUCAUGCGGCCCACAGACGUCCCCGAUACGGGCCUGCUGUGCGAUCUGCUGUGGAGCGAUCCGGACAAGGAUGUAAAGGGCUGGGGAGAGAACGAUCGAGGCGUCAGCUUUACGUUCGGGGUCGAUAUCGUCGCCAAGUUUCUGCUGAUCCACGAGCUGGACCUAAUCUGUCGGGCGCACCAGGUCGUUGAGGAUGGGUACGAGUUCUUUGCCCGGCGGUCGCUGGUGACGCUUUUCUCAGCACCGAACUACUGCGGGGAAUUUGACAACGCCGGCGGCAUGAUGUCGGUGGACGCAAAUUUAAUGUGUUCGUUUCAGAUAUUAAAACCCUCAGAAAAGAAGGCCAAAUACCAGUACAGUGGAACUAACAGCCAAAGGCCGCAGACGCCCCAGCGCAACCAGAAUCCAACCAAUAAACGGAAAUAAUAAUUUCUCUCCCUUCUC